Molecule: messenger RNA, 4981 nt
Organism: Gorilla gorilla gorilla (western lowland gorilla)
Lineage: Eukaryota; Metazoa; Chordata; Mammalia; Primates; Hominidae
Gene: GJD3
Product: gap junction protein delta 3
Exons: 1
Coding region: 1637-2518 (293 amino acids)
Biological process (GO): cell-cell signaling
Cellular component (GO): connexin complex
Molecular function (GO): gap junction channel activity involved in AV node cell-bundle of His cell electrical coupling
Source: RefSeq, a predicted model, not a curated record
GAAACCAAAGAUUUUAUUUGACUACCAAAGCCAGGCACUUGGGAUAUUUUAAUGGUUUUCCAUAUGGGAAUUUUUUUUUUUUUUUUUUUUUUUUUUUGCAGGCACGAGGGUUUUUUUGGUUCUCUGUAAUAUGGUUGGGAAUUCAAUAUUAAGAAGUAGAGAAUCCCAGCUACUCAGGAGGCUAAGGUGUGAGGAUCACUUGAAGCCAGGAGUUCAAGAUCGACCUGGGCUAUGUAGAGAGACCCUGUUCCAAAAAAGAUGUAAAGCUGGAAGGAAACCUGGGGGUCAGCUGGACUGGCCGCCUUUGUUGACAAGGCAGGAAAGCCUGGCUCAGGACCGCCGAAUGAUUUGUCCAAGGUGAGCGGUGGCAAAGCUGGAACCAGAAGCUGCUAGAUGUUUGCUGCCCCUUAAACUCCAGCACCAAACCUCCCUCUGUCCCCAAAGACCAUCUUCACAGGGCAUGGUUAGUGCGUAGUGGAUCUAGGCUCCAGACUGAGGGUCUGUCUGGGAAGGGCUUCUAGGAAUCCCCCAGCUUCCUCGAUAAAGGAUGUGGCUCUGGUUACCCCCCUCCCCCAUUUCCAGAUGGAAAUUUAGCUAAAAAGUGAGGGCCACAGAGCCCAGCAAAGGGCGUGGUCCGUGCCUGUUCCCAAGGGCGGAGCCAGCCAGCAGGGUCACCCUGUUCCUUUAAGAGAAGGGGGAGCGCUAGCCCCUCUCAGCCAUCCUGUCCUGUCCUCCAUCCUGGCCAAAUCCGAAAGGGAAAAUGAAAUAGGGAGCAGGAGGCGCCGGUCCCAGCCACCUCCCAAGGUCCCUGGCUCAGCUCUGACACCCCAGUCCCAGCCCCAGGGUGAGUGGGGUUGGGUGGCGGUUUAGGGGCACCAGGGGCGUGUGGGGACCUGUGUAAGUGUGGGGUGGGGAGGCUCUCAGGAGAUGUGGAGGCUGGAGGCACAGGAGGCCGGGGAGGAGGGAGAAGCCUGGCCUCGCACUCCCACCACGCUGGGGUAGGAGGGCAGGGACACCUCCGACAAAGGACCCCGUGACAGUUAUGAAAGCGGAGUUGCCUCUGUACCAGCCCCCCACCCUGAGAGGAGUUCACUGCAGUAAAAAUGGUGAGAGAAAUGGUGGGCCAAGAAAGGAGUGGUCUCGCUGCCUCUGCGACUCCCACUCCUCCCAUGGGCACCAAAUUGGGUCUAGAGGCUCGGGUUCGAGGCUCCACUCUUCCCACAGCAUCCUUGACAGCUGAGGGCACCGCUGGGUUUCCGCUUCCGAAACCAGGCAAGUCAGGGGCUGGUCCAGCUGAUCUCCAAGGUCCUUCCUAAGAAUCUGGGAUCUGGAGGAUCCCAGGGUCGAACGGAGACGGCUCAGGGGGUGCGGCUAAAAUGCAAAUGGGGGAUCCUCCCCAGCACCCAUCGGCCCCAAAGAGAAGGGAACCCAUAGCUGAGCGUCGCCUGCUCCCCUCGGGCCCUCCCGUGGCCCUCCGUUUCAUACUGGUCUCAUCGCUAAACCCGGGCCUCUCCUACCUCACGACUCACCCUGAAGUCAGAGAAGGUCCAACGGACCCCACCCCGAUGGGCUUGGAAGGGGCAGGGGUCCCUGACUUGCCCCAUCCCCUGACUCCCCGCCCCGCGUCCCCAGCGCCAUGGGGGAGUGGGCGUUCCUGGGCUCGCUGCUGGACGCCGUGCAGCUGCAGUCGCCGCUCGUGGGCCGCCUCUGGCUGGUGGUCAUGCUGAUCUUCCGCAUCCUGGUACUGGCCACGGUGGGCGGCGCCGUGUUCGAGGACGAGCAAGAGGAGUUCGUGUGCAACACGCUGCAGCCGGGCUGUCGCCAGACCUGCUACGACCGCGCCUUCCCGGUCUCCCACUACCGCUUCUGGCUCUUCCACAUCCUGCUGCUCUCGGCGCCCCCGGUGCUGUUCGUCGUCUACUCCAUGCACCGGGCAGGCAAGGAGGCGGGCGGCGCUGAGGCGGCGGCGCAGUGCGCCCCCGGACUGCCCGAGGCCCAGUGCGCGCCGUGCGCCCUGCGCGCCCGCCGCGCGCGCCGCUGCUACCUGCUGAGCGUGGCGCUGCGCCUGCUGGCCGAGCUGACCUUCCUAGGCGGCCAGGCGCUGCUCUACGGCUUCCGCGUGGCCCCGCACUUCGCGUGCGCCGGUCCGCCCUGCCCGCACACGGUCGACUGCUUCGUGAGCCGGCCCACCGAGAAGACCGUCUUCGUGCUCUUCUAUUUCGCGGUGGGGCUGCUGUCGGCGCUGCUCAGCGUAGCCGAGCUGGGCCACCUGCUCUGGAAGGGCCGCCCGCGCGCCGGGGAGCGUGACAACCGCUGCAACCGUGCACACGAAGAGGCGCAGAAGCUGCACCCGCCGCCGCCGCCACCUCCGCCACCGGCCCUGCCCUCCCGGCGCCCCGGCCCCGAGCCCUGCGCCCCGCCGGCCUAUGCGCACCCGGCGCCGGCCAGCCUCCGCGAGGGCGGCAGCGGCCGCGGCAAGGCGUCACCGGCCACCGGCCGCCGAGAUCUGGCCAUCUAGGGGCGGGCACCGCCUCGCGCGGACUGGACGGCGAGGGCCGGACCCCGCCACCUCCGCCCGCACCGCAGAAGCCGGAAGCUGCUUCCACCAGAGCUGUCGCGGGACCUGCCCCGGCAGGAGACGCGUUGUGGGGACGGCCCGCGGGCGGCAUCGCACUUGCCUCGUACUGCCUCCCAGUGGCUGCCGGCGGCACCUGGGGCAGGCCGGGCUGGGGACGGAGAAUGAACUCAGGCAGAUCCUGGAUGCCACCACCCAGGUGGAAAGGAAGGCGACCAGGACCCUGAGAGAGAGUGGACCCGAGGGGGAGAACAGAGCGGAAGGUGGAGAGUGGUUGUUUUACUGGGGACAAAAACAACUGUGAUGCCAGCAUUCUCAGGCACUCUCUGUGUUCAGAGAGAGAGUGGUCCCCCUGUGGGCUCUCUGCGAGUGUGCAUACACGGACACAUAAGCACUGUGAGCUGUGUGCACGCGCACCUGUACACCCUGUGUGAGCGCUGUGCAUGUGCGCGCGUGUCUACACCCUGCGUGAGGCCCACUUGUGCACACAGACACACGUAACCCUCCCGGGUGAGCUGUGUGCACAUGCACACAGAAACAUAUGCCCGUGAGAGCUGUGUACUCACAUCCUUGUGAGCUUUGUGUGAGUGCAUUGUGCACACACGCACAUGUCCAUUCUGUGUGGGCUGCGUGUGCACACCUGUACACAGAAACAUCCUUGUGCGCUAUGUGUGCAUGUGUACAUCCUGCGUGACCUCUGUGUGUGCACGCGUGUGUGUGUGAUCUCUGAUAUGCACUGCGGGGGCGGCCAGGAUCCGAUGCCAGCUGCAGCCACAAUGGCUCCCUCCCUACCACCCUAACCCAGCCCACCUGCCAGGGCAUCACAGGAGGUCUGUCCCCGUUCCCAAGAGACCCCGCCCAGGGAGGGAAGAGGAGGAGAGGCUCCGUUUCCCCGGGCAGGCCUCAAUCCUCGGGAGCCUAUGAGCAGCGUCCUCACUGUACCCCUUGUGGCGAGGCGGGGGCUGGGCGCUUUCAUGGAGGUGGGGUGGGGGUGGGCGGCGGGCCAGAGGGCAACCCAGACGUGUGUUAUGCCGCCCUCCUCCAUCUUCAUCCUCCCCGCCGCUACUGCUCCCCCAGGCUAUAAACGGGAAAGUCCCUUCUGUCCUCAGGAGAAAGCUCCCAAAACACACGCGCUCCCGGCCCUGCCUUCCCUUCCAACCACCCCCUUCUUCCUACUUGCGGGCAUUCGAAGAGCUGCUGCCUAUGCAGCGCAUCCCCCUCCUGUGUCUCCCCUCCCGUCUGCCCUCCCCCUUCACCAGCCAGUGGGCUGCUCUCCAUAAGAUCACCCAGGACCUAAGCGAGAAAUCCAGGGGCCGUCAUCGGACUGCACCUUGAGGGCCUCACCGCAUCCUGCCUACCAGGCUGUGCGUUCCCCCGCCAUCACCCCACCCUGUCCUUCUGAGUUCCUGGCGUCUUUCUCAGCUCUCCUGUGCCCCACACAGCAGUGGGAGGUGUUUCUGAAUAGCCCCCCCCCCCCCCACUUAAACCCGGGACUGAGGGCAGCACCCCUGCCCUCAGGGUGAGUCAAGCGCCUUCACAAAGCUUCCUUCUGAAGCCCUGCCCCUGUCAGGCCUUCGACCCCACAGCACCGGCUUCCAGGUGUGCUCAGAACCAUAGGGAAUUUUCUGUUCUAACAAGCACCAGACCCGCUUGCUGCCAAGCGUUUGAACGUGCUGUUCCUUUGCCCAGAGUAGCCGCUGCUUCCUGCAGCCUUCUCCUCCCCUAGCUAAUGCCCACCCACCUAUUGUUGUCACUUGGGAAGAAAACAGACACCUUCAAGGAGAGGGCUCCCCUGGUAGCCCCCACCCCAAGACAGAGCUGGAUGCCCCUCGCUUCCCUAGGGAAAGCACUUCUCCUGCAGGAUGGCAUUGCUCUCUCCCCUUCCAUGGCACGUAGUAUGUGCUCAGUAAAUAUGUGUUGGAUGAGAAACUGAAGGUGUCCCCAGGCCUACACCACUGCCAUGCCCGAACACUAUCCAUGCUAUGGUGGGCACCAUCUCUCUGAUGACAGUUCUGUGUCCACAACCCAGACCCCUCCACACAAACCCAGAUGGGGCUGUGCCACUGUUUUCCAGAUGUAUUCAUUCAACAAAUAUUUGUAGGGUACCUACUGUGUGUCAGGUGAUGUUCAAGAUCAGCAUCAUCCGAUGGAAAUAGCACGUGAGCCAUGUAUGUAGUUUCAAGUUUUUCAUUAGCCACAUUAAAAAGGUAAAAGGAAACAAGUGAAAUUAAUUUUAGUCACGUAUUUUAUUUAACCUAGCACAUCCAAAAUAUUUUCAUCUUAAUGCCUCAUUGAUAUUAAAAAGUAUUAAGGAGAUAGUUUACAUUCUUUUUUUCAUACUAAGUCUUCCAAAUCUGCACCCACCUAGCCAAUUCUUUCCUCUAGAGAUUUAGCAAUGAGCCUCGG